Messenger RNA from Spinacia oleracea (spinach), 2285 nucleotides. RefSeq names its product E3 ubiquitin-protein ligase SINA-like 10. NCBI's taxonomy places the organism in Eukaryota, Viridiplantae, Streptophyta, Magnoliopsida, Caryophyllales, Amaranthaceae. Gene Ontology annotation, molecular function: zinc ion binding. The transcript has 2 exons. The record is from RefSeq and is a predicted model, not a curated record. Bases 94 to 1038 code for a protein of 314 amino acids.
AACUCACGGAUACUUUUUAACCUUCUCAUGGCAAACAAAAUGGCAUUUCUGGGUUUUUGAAUUGACUAAUUUACAGAUAAAAACUCAAAUUUAAUGGUGAAAUUCUCAAUAUUUAGAGAUGAGGGUGAUGAAGAAGACGACGAAGAAUUCAGCAUCCUCAGCCCCAAAAGGAGAAGAACUUACAACCCCCCUCAAUCCUCUUCCUCUAAUUCAGAUCAACAGCAGCGACAACAAUCAUCAGAAGAUGAAGCUGUUGAUUAUUCCGACUUUCCAGUUGGACACACCAAUUCGGGUGGGUCCAUUUCGGUGAUUUUAUCCGAUCCGGAUGUCUUGGAUUGCCCCAUUUGCUUCCACCCUUUGACUAUUCCUGUCUUUCAGUGUGACAAUGGGCAUAUAGCAUGCUCUUCAUGCUGUAUCAGCAUUUGUAAUAAAUGUCCCUCAUGCUGUGGGAAAAUUGGCAAUAACCGCUGUCGGGCAAUUGAGAAGGUUAUUGAAUCAGUUCAAGUAUCAUGCUCUUAUUUAAGGUACGGUUGCAGAGACAGUAUCAGUUAUUGUAAAAAACAUGAGCACGAGGAGAAGUGCAUCUACGCACCGUGUUCAUGCCCUUUUCCUGACUGUCUCUUCCGGGGUUCACCUAGAAGACUUUCAAGCCACAUGUGUAAAGAGCAUGUAGAUCUUGUGACUCGCUUCCGCUACAACUCUAUGUUCUCUGUAUCUCUUGGGAUGGAUGAAAAAAUCCUUGUUCUUCAGGAAGAGAAAGAUGGCAUUUUGUUCAUCCUGAGCCAGGGAAACUCAAUAGCAGUUAGAUGCGUUGAUCCAAGCGUCUCAAAUGGAAGAUUUGCAUAUGAUCUUGUAUCAAGCGGAGGCGGCACCUCUCUUAAAUUCCAAUCUUUCACACAUUGUACCACAGGACAGUUAAACGAUCCUCCACCUGUAGAUUAUUUUCUGAUCCCUGAUUACUUCUACCAAAGUGGUGGUUGCCUCAAGCUGGAAAUUUGCAUAUGGAGUAAAGAUGCCUCUCAUGCAGGCAUCACUUAAGCAGUUAUGGCCAUUUGACAGUAAAUGGAUGAAGCACAGUUCAGAAAUGCGAACAUGCUAAGGGUAAUGUUCUGUUUUGGUACUUUAUUCAAUUUGGCUCUCUUGAAAUUUUAGCUAAAUUCCAAGCAAGGCUAUCAUAGUGUGCAUGAAAUCAAGUUCACUUUGUCUUUGUGAAAACCUACCAAGAGUACCAACUGUUCCCUCCAGAAAAAGGGCUUUAACCAAUCAUAAAUUCAUAAUGUUAGAAUUUUGGUCUACCCCUUUCUUGCUGAUACUAAAUAAGUGUUACCUUUUCAUUUUGAUGUGUCUCGCUGUGUGUUUCUGUUUUUUGCAUUAAAUACAUGCAUGCUAUUAAUAUAAUGCCCAGGUUUUCUGUGUUUUACAUGCAUUACCUUGUGAAUUUUGACAUGCUUCAGACAAUUUGACACAAUGUAGCCGUGCACUUCCUCAUCAUGAAGUAUAAAUUUUGACUUUGAACUGAGAGAAGGUUUAUUAAACGCUGCUUGUACCCUUAUCUUGAAAAAAAAUCAAGAUAUUAGAAAUGGGAAUUCAUUAUCAUUUUGCAUUCAUGCCUGUAAGCCACAGUUCUCUGCGUUGGCUACCCCGCAUAUUGUUUCCUUGGUAAAUUAGUUAGAAUACAAUUGAUUUUAAACCCUGAAACCAACUUUAGCUUAGGUUGAGUGAGAUUUACCUGAAACUUUACUUGUGCUAGUUAUAUGGUCUGUCUUACAUAGCUGAAGUGUCAAAUAUGUAUGAUGAUUCUUGGUUUGUUUUUGCCCCCACUGGUUAGUCUUAAAGAAGUUUACAUGCUGUACUUUUCUAGAGCAUAAGCACUUAAAACCUUAAGACGAUGCACUCUAAAUGUUUUUGGCAAAAGAUAGUGAACUUGAUUUCAUGCUGUUUAAAGCCUCAAGUUGGGGCUCAUUUUGGGAAGGUGGUGGUGAUACUUGCUUGGCAGUUUGGCGCAAAAUUUUCAAGUGUUGAAGCUUUCAGAACAACUCCCUGUCGGCCUCUGGUGGAUUUUUCUAAUGUGUGUUGGGGUGUAUGGCAAGGAUAUGUAAAUAGGUUUUGUAAAUAUGUAAGUUGAUCAAUGGAGAGACAUUAUGCUUGCCUCUUAUGUUCAUAUGUUGUAAUAAGUGUACUUGGGAUUUUAUUUUUUUUGAAAGGAAGUGUACUUGGGAAUUAAAGACAUGUACUGUAUGUUUUAUAGUUUGAACUGAAGAAUGGUCUGCAACUUUUUAUUUUUA